AUGACGGCAAAGGCGUGUAUACUGGUGACGGUAAGUGACGUGUGUACUGAUGGCGGUAGUGACGUGUGUACUGAUGGCGGUAGUAACGUGUGUACUGAUGGCGGUAGUGACGUGUGUACCGAUGACAGUAGUGACGUGUGUACUGAUGACGGAAGUGACAGACGUAAUGAUUGCGGUAGUGACGUGUAUAUUGAUGACGGUAGUGACGUGUAUACUGAUGACGGUAGUGACGUGUAUACUGAUGACGGAAGUGACGUGUGUACUGAUGAUGGUAGUGAUGUGUAUACUGAUGACGGUAGUGAAGUGUAUACUAAUGACGGCACUGACGUGUAUACUAAUGACGGUAGUGACGUGUAUACUGAUGACGGAAGUGACGUGUGUACUGAUGAUGGUAGUGAUGUGUAUACUGAUGACGGUAGUGAAGUGUAUACUAAUGACGGCACUGACGUGUAUACUAAUGACGGUAGUGACGUGUGUACUGAUGGCGGAAGUGACGUGUGUACUGAUGACGGUAGUGACGUGUGUACUGAUGAUGGUAGUGACGUCUUUACUAAUGACGGCACUGACGUAUAUACUAAUGACGGUAGUGACGUGUGUACUGAUGACGGUAGUGACGUGUGUACUGAUGACGGAAGUGACGUGUGUACUGAUGACGGUAGUGACCUGUGUACUGAUGACGGUAGUGGUGUGUAUACCGAUGGCGGUAGUGACAUGUAUACUGAUGGCGGUAGUGACAUGUGUACUGAUGACGGUAGUGACGUGUAUACUGAUGACUGUAGUGACGUGUGUACUGAUGGCGGUAGUGACGUGUAUACUGAUGACUGUAGUGACGUGUAUACUGAUGACUGUAGUGACGUGUAUACUGAUGACUGUAGUGACGUGUAUACUGAUGACUGUAGUGACGUGUGUACUGAUGGCGGUAGUGACGUGUGUACUGAUGGCGGUAGUGACGUACUGAUGACGGUAGUGACGUGUAUAUUGAUGGCGGUAGAGACGUAA
Messenger RNA from Mya arenaria, 999 nucleotides. RefSeq names its product clumping factor A-like. Bases 1 to 999 code for a protein of 332 amino acids. The record is from RefSeq and is a predicted model, not a curated record. The transcript is spliced from 2 exons. NCBI's taxonomy places the organism in Eukaryota, Metazoa, Mollusca, Bivalvia, Myida, Myidae.